Messenger RNA from Toxotes jaculatrix (banded archerfish), 1833 nucleotides. It is a transcript of the gene mtnr1aa, whose product is annotated as melatonin receptor 1A a. Gene Ontology annotation, biological process: G protein-coupled receptor signaling pathway. Gene Ontology annotation, molecular function: melatonin receptor activity. NCBI's taxonomy places the organism in Eukaryota, Metazoa, Chordata, Actinopteri, Toxotidae. Gene Ontology annotation, cellular component: membrane. The transcript is spliced from 2 exons. Bases 160 to 1212 code for a protein of 350 amino acids. The record is from RefSeq and is a predicted model, not a curated record.
AAGAAGGAGCCGAAGCGUGCGUGGAGAGGAUGAAGAUGAAAGCCGCGGGAGGCUAUAGUAUCCCACAACCGGCGUCUCCGAAACCCAGGCUUUAGGACGCACGGGGAGUCACGGCACGUUGAAUUUGGCCCAGUUGAGAAAGUUCAGCGACUGUAUACAAUGAUUAUAAAUGGGUCCCACCUGAACACCUCCUCGCCAGACCCCAGUGACACCGUCCUGAACCGGCCGCCGUGGGUUACCACAACUUUGGGGUGCUUCCUCAUCUUCACUAUCGUUGUUGACAUCCUGGGCAACCUCUUGGUCAUCUUCUCCGUGUAUCGGAACAAAAAGCUCAGGAACGCAGGGAACAUCUUUGUGGUGAGCCUGGCAGUGGCAGACCUCGUGGUGGCCAUCUACCCUUACCCUCUGGUCCUCACCUCCAUCUUCCACAAUGGCUGGAACUUGGGUUACGCCCACUGCCAGAUCAGCGGCUUCCUCAUGGGCGUCAGCGUCAUUGGUUCCAUCUUCAACAUCACCGGUAUCGCCAUCAACCGAUACUGUUACAUCUGCCACAGCCUCAAAUAUGAUAAACUGUACAGUGACAAAAACUCUGUCUGCUAUGUGAUGUUAAUCUGGGCGCUGACUGUUGUGGCUAUCGUGCCCAACCUUUUUGUGGGCUCCCUUCAGUAUGACCCACGAGUUUACUCCUGCACCUUUGAACAGUCAGCCAGCUCAGCGUACACUAUCGCAGUGGUUUUCUUUCACUUUAUUUUACCCAUCAUGAUUGUCACCUACUGCUACCUGCGCAUCUGGAUACUUGUCAUACAGGUGAGGAGACGGGUCAAACCAGACAAUCGGCCCAAGCUAACGCCACAUGACGUUAGAAACUUUGUCACCAUGUUUGUGGUGUUUGUGCUCUUUGCUGUUUGCUGGGCGCCACUCAACUUCAUCGGCCUAGCCGUAGCAAUCAAACCAGAGGUAGUGAUUCCCCUCAUCCCUGAGUGGUUAUUUGUGGCCAGCUACUUUAUGGCCUACUUCAACAGCUGCCUUAAUGCCAUCGUGUAUGGUGUGCUGAACCAGAACUUCCGGCGCGAGUACAAACGCAUUGUAGUGUCAGUGUGCACGGCACGCAUCUUCUUCCAGGACAGCUCAAAUGAUGCAGGGGAGAGGCUCAAGAGUAAACCUUCACCACUCAUGACCAACAAUAACCAGGUCAAGGUGGACUCUGUCUGAUCCAGAACUCAGAUGAAUACUGAGAGGACAUCAGCAGAUAUGCUGUGACUGAUGGCUGGGAAAAAAUAAAUUAAAAAAUGGUGGUCAAGAAAAAUACCAAAUAUAAUUAUAAAACAGCUUCUGUCCUCUGGGCUGUCCACAGACUGUCAUACGGUGCUAUCUGACCUCUGAACAAUCACAGUAAAAACAGGGGUCCAUAUUAUCUUUGUCUUUUAUCAAGCACUUUUGUUGGACUCUGCAGUAUCUGUAGUACGGUAAAUAUAUGAUGUUGGUUUUGUUUUCAUGUUUACAGUGAUGAUAUAAAUGUAUCAUGCAUUAUAUAAGUAUUUAUUUUGUAUGAAACGUAAUGUAGAUAUAUAGUAAGAUAUAUCAGGUUCCAGUUAAAUGAAGACAAAAUCUUGAGGCCAAUGAAACAUUUCUACAGAACUUGGUUGAAAAUAAAACCAGAACUUUAUUGAUGAAGUUAACAGAUUUUAAUAACCUCAUUUGUGACACUGUAACACUAAUUGAGUGCAAGCAAUGUGGGUUGCUGCUGUCUUAUUAUACCCUUCAAUACUGUCCCUUUCUCUAAGUGGAAUAUAUAUUUUAGUAAGAAAGAUAUCUCUCUCUAUCUCUCUCUAU